AACCAAACAACUUCCAGACCUUUCUAGUUCGAAGCAUCCAGAAAUCCGCUGCUCUUUUUUAUUCAUCAGCACCCAUUGCCAACCGAAGUCCAGCUCUGUUGCCAUUUUCUCGAACACAAUACGCCCUUGUUCAAAUCUUACGGAAACCCUAGCAACCAUGGCGAAGUACGGCGAGGGCGACAAGCGAUGGAUCGUGUCUGAGCGCGCAGACGGCACUAACGUGCAUAAUUGGCAUUGGGUGGAGCGUGACUGCCUCGAAUGGUCGCGAUCGCUCUUAUCUUCCCUUCUCUCCGACCUCACCCUCCUCAACGGAGAGGGUGGCAUCUUCAUCCGCACCAAAACUCUGGACAAGCUUGAUGGAGAAGCAUACGUCAACGUUCGGAAGGGCAAGGUCAUCCCCGGCUACGAACUCUCCCUCUCCCUCUCCUUCGAAGCGGAGACACGCAGCGAUUCCUCCAGCGUAGACGGCAACGCCGAGCCUCUUCUUCGCCUUACCGGAUCCUUUGAGGUCCCUUACCUGGCUGACGAGAACGCCGGCGACGAUCCUGAGGUCCGAAUCACCGUUCGUGAUGACGAUGGGCCUAUCGGUCGCCGGAUCAAAGACGCUUUCAUUGCGAAAGGAAAGCCCGUCGUUCUUGAGAAGAUCCGGUCAUACGUGCUGGCUAUGUCAAAGGGUGGCCCGGCCAAGGACGAGCUGGAGGAGAAAAUCCCUCCUUUAUCGUCUGUGAAGAAAGCUGCCGUCCCACUGACAGCGAGCAAGGAAUCAGCCGAUAUUCCAGUAAAGAAGCCGAAGAAGGAGAAGGAGGGAUUCAAAACAAUUAAGUUGACUGAGAGGUUUAGCUGCAGGGCCAGGGACAUUUAUGAGAUAUUGAUGGAUGAGAAUAGGUGGAAAGGCUUCACUCAGAGCAAUGCUAUGAUCAGCAAGGAGGUUGGUGGUCAAUUCAGUCUCUUUGAUGGGUCGAUUACCGGAAUAAACGAGGAGUUGCAGGAAGGGAAAUUAAUUGUGCAGAAAUGGAGAUUCAAUAACUGGGUUGAUGGUAUAUAUUCAUCGGUAAGGCUUGAUUUUGAUGAGCCAGAGCCUGGUAUUGCAAUUGUCAAGCUAACUCAGACUGGAGUUCCUCAAGAUGAUAGGUUUGGGAAUUCUACAGUGGUCGAGAACACAGAGAAGGGAUGGAGAGAGCUGAUCUUUCAUAAGAUAAGAGCUCUCUUUGGCUUUGGAAUAUAAGUUCCCUUCAAGAAGCUUUCUUUAUUAGAUGUUUGGUUUUAUUAAGCAAAUUUUAGUUGCCAUAAGGUUAUAAUUCAUGUAGUUCACCGGGGUUAAUUGUUGAACUGUUACUUUGUUAAGUUGGUCAAAAUGGCAAUUUUCUCCCCCUCUUCAGAAACGGGGGGAUGAAACUAAAAAAACAUUUAAAAUGAUAGUUGGCUUGAUCAGCCCUUGUACCUUUUAGUAACUAAAGUGUUUACUUUCCAUCAA
Messenger RNA from Phalaenopsis equestris, 1474 nucleotides. Its product is annotated as activator of 90 kDa heat shock protein ATPase homolog. NCBI's taxonomy places the organism in Eukaryota, Viridiplantae, Streptophyta, Magnoliopsida, Asparagales, Orchidaceae. The record is from RefSeq and is a predicted model, not a curated record. Gene Ontology annotation, molecular function: ATPase activator activity; protein-folding chaperone binding. Gene Ontology annotation, biological process: positive regulation of ATP-dependent activity; protein folding. Gene Ontology annotation, cellular component: cytosol. The transcript is spliced from 3 exons. The coding region runs from base 158 to 1225 and encodes 355 amino acids.